AUGAACAGACACUACAGUGGAUAUCCGCCAUGGAUAAAAUCCGCAAAAGUUCGUUCAACCUCGGCCCCGACGGCGUCGAAUCCUGGCUCGAAGACGUCAAACGCGCCGCAGACCAGCACCUUUCACCACUCGUACAAAGCCAAGAACGGAGACCUCCAAUCUGGUGAAGGCGUCCCACGCAACCGCAUGACCGCACACAAACGCAACAAACUCGAAUUCGUGGAAAUCACUUAUUUUCAGCUCGACGGCCCUCCCUUCACCAUUCGCACCACCACCAUGCAGAGCGGUUAUUAUUGGCAUAUGUGGAUCAGAAGCUUUUGGGAAAGGCUCUCCGAAAUCCUCGAUGCACCCUACGAUGAGAAGAACAACCACUACCGUCGCCAUCUAGUCGCCCUAAAUGAAGAAGUGCAAGAGCGUGGCCACGGAUUCUUCCCUGAGAGCGUCCGCGCCGUCAUUCAUGAACUCCAGGACCGCUUCGACCAACCCCGCACUCAUUUUGACCCUGUUGUAAAUGCAACACCUUAA
This is a messenger RNA of Seminavis robusta, 525 nucleotides long. The record is from the annotation of a GenBank genome assembly. NCBI's taxonomy places the organism in Eukaryota, Bacillariophyta, Bacillariophyceae, Naviculales, Naviculaceae.